CAGGCAGUUGUAUUGGUUUUUUCUUUUCAGUUGUAGCAACCAACCUUUUUGUCAUAACUACGUGUGAUCCUUGAUAGAUUCCCUCCUUUUUCUCUCAAUCUUUACCUUUCUUCCAACUCUUCAACUUGAUUAUUGAUGCCCAUGCAUCUGUUAAAGAAUCUCAACUCCAUCUUCAAAACCUUGAACUCUCCUUACUGGCCUUUCCUUUUACUCCUUUAUUUUGAUUUUUUCUAAGUUUCCAAGCUUUGGCCAAAGAACAAGACAAUCAUUCUUGGCUCAUUUUUGUGUAUAUAAUAUAGCUUUAUACCCAAGAAUACAGAGCUCUCUGUUUUAAACUUUAUUUUUUUGGCAUGUGAAAUAUGGCAAGUUCAUCUGGUAUGAAUAUUAAAGAAGGGAUAAAUUCAUGUAGCGGGAAUAAUUCGAUAGGGGGAAGAGAUAAUUCUUCUUCACCUACAAGUUUUCAACAAAAUCAGGUUUCAAUGGAUUGGACUCCUGAAGAACAAGCUAUCUUGGAGGAAGGUUUGGUAAAAUAUGCCUCCGAGACAAGCAUAUCCCGUUAUGCAAAAAUUGCAAUUUCGCUGAAGAACAAGACUGUUCGUGAUGUGGCAUUACGAUGCAAAUGGACCAAGAAAAAGGAAAACAGCAAGAGAAGGAAAGAUGACGCAAAUCUAUUGAAGAAAAAUAAAGAUAGAAAGGAAAAAUUGACUGAUCCUACUGCAGCGUCGUCCCCUGUGGUAAUCCAGCCUGGUUAUGUUCCAUAUGCUCAAGGAGUGGUUUCAAAUAAGAGUGACGGUUUCACCUCGUAUCAUGCCACAGUCAGUGUCACCACGCAGCUUAUUCAUCAGAAUGCUCGGAUCUUUGAACAGAUUUCCGCGAAUCUUGUAACACAUCAAAUACACGAGAAUACUCGACUUUUGUGUCAGGCUCGAGAUAACAUCUUCAUGAUUUUACAAAAGUUGAAUGAGUCGUCAUACAUACUGAAGCAGAUGCCACCACUUCCAGUUAAGUUAGAUGAAGAACUUGCCAACUCUAUCCUUCCCCCCUCAACUCAUGCAAUUGGCUGAUGAAAGGUUGUCAAUGAAGUGCCUGCUUUUGUCAUCUCUACCGCGCGCAGAAAGAGCAAGAGAGAGAGAGAGAACGAAGAGUUGACUGACUCGACUACAUUUGUUACUACCUUUCGUGGUAGAAAUCAUAGCUCAUGCUCGAAAACAUUGUACAUUCAUAAAAUAGAGUGAUUAUCAAGUUAAGAGUCUGCCUAUUCUCACUCUUUUUCUUGCCCACCUCAUCAAUUAGAUGCUUUGGUAAGUUAA
Molecule: messenger RNA, 1310 nt
Organism: Nicotiana attenuata
Lineage: Eukaryota; Viridiplantae; Streptophyta; Magnoliopsida; Solanales; Solanaceae
Exons: 7
Coding region: 360-1064 (234 amino acids)
Source: RefSeq, a predicted model, not a curated record